Messenger RNA from Drosophila grimshawi, 958 nucleotides. RefSeq lists its product as uncharacterized. The transcript has 3 exons. NCBI's taxonomy places the organism in Eukaryota, Metazoa, Arthropoda, Insecta, Diptera, Drosophilidae. Bases 187 to 786 code for a protein of 199 amino acids. The record is from RefSeq and is a predicted model, not a curated record.
AUAAAAAGAGACGCUGUAAAACCGCUGGCAGAUCAUAAAGGCUUUCCGCAGCAAUGAAAAAUAAUUGAAUUCAAAAUAUCGAUAACAAAUAACACAUGCCUGCUCCAUGACGUGACGGCGUUGCCAGAUUCAGUUUUACACACCACGCGAAAUUUGUUCAAAUUGACAAACAAAAGGAGAACAAAUAUGCCGCUGGAGUCGCAGCGGUACAAAUAUUAUAAAGCGCAGCUUAGCGAAUUGUUGCACACCACCAUAGUGCACAUACGCAACUAUUAUGACACACUUAACACCACAGCACCACAUCUAAUCACGCAGGCGAACCGCCUUUGGGAGUUGAGCCAACGACAACAUCUAGUCGCUGGCGUUGACCAGGCUGCAGAAGCAAGACUGCUGAUAUCUUCCCAAGUUGCACAUCAGUCCAUCCACAAGUUUCUCAAUCGGCAAAAUGGGAAGUUAGCUGAAAUUGCCAAACAAGUGGCCGAUUUUGAGAGGGAAAGCAACGCCCUAACAGAGGAACUGGGCGAGGUGCCAAAGUCGCAGCUUUGUCCGCUGGCCGACUGGCGUGCCUGGCUGUCUCAGGCAUUAAGUGUGCUCCAGACCCAGGCAAAGUAUUUGGAGUUGCAUUCGCAUUCACUGCUGCCCAAACUGGUGCAGGCUUCCACAGUCAAGCAGUUCAAGGAGGAUCUGCAGUUAGCUCAACACUACGAGGCAAGCUUUCGCAUGGGAUUAGCGACAGCGGAGCGACGGCCGGAACUGCUGCCAAUGUCAAUGGCAAUUGCAAACUAAAUUACGCAAAUAUACAAAUUUAUCACCAGUCUUCAUAAGCGAUUUAUCAAUUUAUUCGCGUUAAGCUGCCGAUCAUCAGCAGAUCAGUUCCAUCUUCCGUUCCUCUCUUUCGCAUUUCCGCACCGAUUUUCACAAAUGUGCACAAAACAAAAAUAAAAAAAAGCAAAUUACA